This is a messenger RNA of Fusarium pseudograminearum CS3096, 801 nucleotides long. RefSeq lists its product as uncharacterized. The record is from RefSeq and is a predicted model, not a curated record. Lineage: Eukaryota; Fungi; Ascomycota; Sordariomycetes; Hypocreales; Nectriaceae. Bases 1 to 801 code for a protein of 266 amino acids. The transcript has a single exon.
AUGACUCGAGACGCCAUGCGCCCAGCUACUCCCAUCAAAGAAGACAGCCUCGCUCAUCGCGAAAAGCCCGACAUUACAAAUGCUUCUCCUGGUAUGAGACCCGGUACUCCGAAAGCUGGUACUCACGUCGCGACCCCUCGAACCGACACUCCGAAAGCCGGGACCUCUCGAACAGGUACACCGCACGGAGCUUCAAAGCAUGGCACACCAAAGAUCACUGCUUCCGCUGAGAAGAAAGCCAUCACCGAAGACGCCCCGAAUGAAGAUGGCCCUGCAGAACACGAUGUGCCCAAGCCCAACGGCGACAAGGCGCAGCCCAACGGAGACGUGAGCGGACGAAUCGAUCCCGGCUAUAAGGAAGACGUAGAGAUCGACUCGUUCAUCAGUCACCGCAUCGACGAGGCUAAUUCCACCGUCGAUAUCCGGGUUUUGUGGGACGGCGGAGAAACUACGUGGGAGACAGAAUGGAGUCUCCAAGAGCAGGUUCCUGCGCUCGUCUUCCAGUACUGGGAUAAGCUCGGCGGUCGCGAUGCUGCUACCAAGCUAGAAGUCUACCACGUCUUCAAGAUUCUCAGACGCGACACCACCAGCAGAGCCAAGAAGUACGAAGUUCAAUGGGUCGGCUUCAAGCGUAACGAUUCGACCGUGGAGAAGGAGGACUUUCUGCGUAGCAUCGCUCCGGCUGAACUGGAUAAGUUCCAGGCCAAAGAGCUGGCUAGCGGUGCUUCCAACGAUAAGCGCAAAGGCGCUGCCCGUGGUCCUGGCCGACCUCGCAAGAAGGCCCGCGCUGAUGAGGAUUAG